AUGAAGUCGCUAGGAAAAAUGCGGAGAUUGAUGAACUACGAAGGCAUCUUUGCACAUGUCAGGAUGUUCCUCAAUCACCUGUACGAAAGGGAUAUUUUCAUCGUACGGACUCGAUUUGGUAAUUACUCUGACGUUUUCUCGGCCUUUUACAAUAUUACCAGCGAACCGAUAGCCCAACAAAUGAUAGAAAUUGAAAGGGAAUGCGAUAUUGAAUUGGAGAGAAAAGGCUUCAGUGCAAUUCAACGAUCACAGCUGGCCGACUUCUUCCGUAAUGAUAGAAGGGAGCAUAUUGCGAGGAAGUGUGGUGGAUUCAAGCGUGACAAUACUUAUAAAGAACUCUUUCAACUGCAUCCUAAUGCGAAUCGAUUUAAGAAAGGCUGA
Molecule: messenger RNA, 381 nt
Organism: Strongylus vulgaris
Lineage: Eukaryota; Metazoa; Nematoda; Chromadorea; Rhabditida; Strongylidae
Source: the annotation of a GenBank genome assembly